Molecule: messenger RNA, 2778 nt
Organism: Oldenlandia corymbosa var. corymbosa
Lineage: Eukaryota; Viridiplantae; Streptophyta; Magnoliopsida; Gentianales; Rubiaceae
Source: the annotation of a GenBank genome assembly
AUGGCAUCCCUCAUUCCUGGAGUACUAAUCAAGCUUCUUCAGACAAUAAACUCGAAAAAUGUCAAAAUUCGCGGCGAAUACAGGUCCGUUCUUCUCCAAGUGAUAAGCAUAGUUCCGGCCUUGAACGGAUCAGAACUGUGGCCAAACCAGGGAUUCUUCAUAAAGGUCUCGGAUUCUUCCCAUUCAACUUAUGUAUCACUACAAAAAGACGACAAUGAGCUUAUCCUGAAUAACAAGCUCCAACUCGGGCAGUUCUUGUAUGUUGACAGAAUGGAACCAGGAACUCCUGUCCCUUUUUUGGUCGGGGUUAGGCCGGUUCCAGGCCGACAUCCAUUUAUCGGUAACCCGAAAGAUUUGAUGCAGAUGACGGAAGAUACAUCCACAGGCCAGGAAAGCGAUGAAAAUUUGUUUUCACUGGAUCAACAACUUGCUCCACAACCAGCAACAGCAGCAAAAGAAGAUGGUUUAAAGAAGAAAAUUGUGAUCAAAGAGGAAAAAGCAGUUGUAUCCUCCAGAUAUAUGCAAGGUGUGUUAACCCCUAAUGCAACAAGAACAAAUGGAGCUGAUCAUGCAGAACCUGGUAAAAAGAAUUCACUACUGAAAGGGAAACAACAAGAGAUUAGAGGUCAGACACGACCUGUGACUCCGCUAAGAACUCGCCCAGAUGGAUCCACGGGAAAUAUUGAUGUUGAUACUUCAAUCGACAAAGCGGCUGGGUUGUCUUCUUCGCGAUUUUCAAAUGUAAAACAGUUGAGUAGCAGCAAACCAGCAGACAGCUCUCGUUCAAGUUCAUUGGCCACAAGCAAUCAUCAAGGCAAACCUCAACCUCAUGAUCAGGCCAUGACAAGCUGGUCCAAUUUGCCUUCCAACCUUCUCAAGAUCGGAAAGGGGUUGAUUAAGAGGAGAAAUUUGGCGACUUUAGUAGCCGCCGAAGCCCAGAAAGAAGCAUCUGCAGCAGCAAAUAUAGUCAAGUGCCUCAGCAUAUUUUCAGAUCUCUGCUCAACUGCCUCGCCUGGGGAACCCCACAUCUAUUUGUCAAUGUUCUUCACGCUGCACCAGCUAAUUGAUCAGCCAAAUGUUAUAACAACCACCGUACCUAAUGAUACAUCAGAUCACUUUGCUGCCAACUUAGCAGCAGUGCAAGGUAAAGAUCAUCAACCAAUCAAAAAGACAUUUUCCUCACCAAUAAGCAACAACAACAAGAUGAUGAAGCUUAGUAGCUCAGACAAGCUGGAAUGGGCAAAACUCGACAGUUUAGCAGAAAUCAAAGAAAUCAGGCAGGCUGUUUUGAAUGAAACAGAAACAUGGUUCUUGAAGUUUUUGGAAGAAGCACUCGAUGCUGGUUUCCGCGGCCGUAGUAAUAAUCAGAACAUCAACAAAAGGGGAAGCAAAGACAGUGGCCAAAAUGCAAAAGCAAACCAAAUGGAUCCUGGUAACCAGAUUGCCCUGACAUUGUCACAGCUUAAGCACGCGAACGAAUGGCUGGAUCGACUCAGAAACAAUGCAGACUCAGAGAAAAAAGAUUUGGUGGCAGAAACUGUUGAGAGUAAGAAGUCCGUCAUAAGAUUGGUGGCAACUCGGGGAGCGCUUUCCGGUCCUAAUAAUUCUCAGGCUGAUGCUGCCUGGAGGGCUGCUACAUGGGAGCUUGGAAACAGUACAUGUACUCUUCAAUUUGGAACCAGGCAAUCAACUGGUAUUGAUUUUCCUCGGCAUGUGCUGAAUCAUGUUCAGAUGAGACAAGAGAUAAGUGCUAUCGGAAUUGUCCCUAAUGAUGCUUUUAAAAGGUGGGUUCUCCACUUGCCUUAUCACUAUGCGCCAUCUCGUAAAUCAUAUGCAGUUAAUGGAGCUUUGCAUGGGCCUCUUGGAGCAGUUUCUUUUGUUUUAGAGCCUAGUAGUAGGGGUUUUGGGACUGGUCCUCUCAUCAUCAAACCUCCAGAAGAGGUUAUCUCAUUUCCAAGAUAUGAUCGUCAUGGUAUUCCCUCUGAGGAGGAGAUAAGAGAAAUUCGACGGUUGUACGAGCCAUUUGUGGAGUUGUACAUGAAAUCGGACAAAAAUAAGCAGAAGAAGAAAGUUACUUGGGGGGCUCUCGCAGAAGCAAUUAUGCGAACUUCUUUGGAAAACAGACGUUCACUUCUUAAGCAGAUUCCAAAUAGAAAUUUGGAAAUUGUGGAUGAUAACUCUCUUAGCGAUGUGUGUCUGGUUUUUGAAAAACCAGACUUUAGUAACUAUGAUCUAAUGAUUAACACUAAAGCAACACCCCAAGAUAAUAGUCGCAAGAAUCAUGUUCAUUCCGUUAUUGUGAGAAAUACGAGGGGUGAUUUGGAAUUUUGGCACAAUGAAGUGAUAGAAAACGUCCACAUCCAUCAGGUGAAUUCUGAAAUGCAAGCAAUAACUCUAGCAGGACAAAUUCUUAGGAAGAAAAAGGAUCUGAAGAAUCUGAAAAUUCUGUUUCGGUCAAGUUGCGAGAGUGCUGUAAGGAUAGCAAAGUCUGGUUAUAUAAACAAUAAAAAAGGCGAAGCUUUUGUGAAGGUUUGUAGUGACUUGCACGAUGAAAUUCAUAAUUUGCGUAAAGAAGGUUGUGAGGUGGAGGUGGAGCACAUCUCGGCCGAGGAAAAUUUUGUGGCAGAUGCAGCUGGUCAUGCAUACUUUCGUAACAAGACUCAAGCAAACAUUGAUGGGAAAAUCAAUAGUGCUGUGAAGCAAAAGGCUGAAAUCAUUAAUGACAAUGCUGGCCAUGGAGCAUUUCUUCCUACUGGAAGCGCUAUCAAAGGCAGCUAG